AGAAAAGAAGCGCCCAUCGCAAACGCGCGUGAUCAAAAAAAUUACAACAACAAACAUGGUUGUUUGAAUUUUGAUAAAGUGUUUGUGCUAUACUUGGUAGCUGAAGCAUGAAAAGUGCUAGUUUACGGAAAUUCCUCACAGAUUUCACUGAUUUGGCUUUCAUAUAAAAAUGUCCGAAGACCAAGCGUGGGCGAAAAUAUGUUCUGUUUUUCCAUUUCUUUGGACAGAGACAUUCCCAUUGCCAUCAAUUGAAGAAACCAUAAAUGAAGAGGUCCUGAGCUUCUUCGCCGAGAAUGGUCUGACAGAGUUCAUCGAGGAGUUGGUCUUUGACUGGCUGGAGAACUCCCUGAGGCAGGAGACGGCCCCCAGGUUCUGGGAGUUGUUCUCCCGGCGCGCCGACGAGCCGGACGGCUUCGAGCGCUUCAGGAGCGCCGUGGCUCUGGCGCACGACUCCAUCGAGCUGCACGCCCGCUCGCUCGAGUGGCUGGAGCGGUCGAGGCAGGCGAGCGGCGCGGCGAGGACCGUCUACGGGGAGAGUAGCGUGUACAGGUCGUUCGUGGCGCUGCUGGGCGCGACCUUGCACUCGCAGCUGCCGCUGGACCACCAGGUGGUCACCCGGGACUUCUACAACCGUGCACUCAAGGUCUUCUGCAAGCCAGACCGGUCAGCGACGGUCGACCAGGACGAGGGGCAGGAGGACGAAGCGCACUGCGAGGGAUGCGACAGCGACGUCGACCAGUGCGAGUGCAGUGCCAUCAUGGAUGUGUUCUACGACACCAACAGGAAGCUGCUGAGGAUGGAGUUGCUGGAGAAGCUGGCUGGCGAGGUGUUGACUUCGCUGAUUCACGUGAGGAUCAAGUCUCACGUGCAGGAGACUUGCAACGGAAGCUUCGGAUCCUCACACAUCACUGACCUGGAAUCUUGGCUGAACAUGGUGAUGAUGGGCUGGCUGAGCCGGGUGUACUGCGACUCGGACAACCACGUGUCGACCCAGGUCAUGGACAAGUUCCGGCAGAAGCUGCUGCACUUGCUGUACGAGACCUACACCCGCACCCUCAUCGACCAGAUCUUCAACAUCAUCAUCGAGUACCCCGAGUCGUCGCCGGCCAUCGAGGACCUGCGGGUGUGCGUGGGCAAGACGGACCUGCGCGAGGACCUGGUGGCCAGCCUGAAGGAGUGCAUGGUGGCGCGCCUGCUGCACCCGGGGGUCAACACCCCCGACGUGGUCACCGCCUACGUGGCGGCCAUCAAGACGCUGCGCCAGCUGGACCCCACCGGCGUGCUGCUGGAGACCGUCACCAAGCCCGUCAGGCGCUACCUGCGCGACCGGGACGACACGGUGCGCUGCGUGGUGAGCAGCCUGACGGAGGACGGGCCGGCCGACCUGGGGGACGAGCUGGCCCACGGGGGCCCCAAGGACGCGGACGAGGGCUGCCCCGCGGGCGACGCCGAGGACUGGGAGGCGUGGGAGCCCGACCCCGUGGACGCCGACCCCUCCAACACGUCGAAAAGUCGCCGCACCUCGGACAUCAUCUCGAUGCUGGUGAACGUGUACGGCAGCAAGGAGGUGUUUGUGAACGAGUACCGCAUCUUGCUGGCCGACAGACUGCUCACACAAACCAGCUUCGACACGGACAAGGAGAUUAGGUACUUGGAGCUGUUGAAGCUCAGAUUCGGAGAAAGUCAAAUGCACUACUGCGAGGUUAUGUUGAAGGAUCUGUACGAUUCGAAACGAAUCAAUGCCCAUCUCUUGUCAGAGCCUACUUUCCAGCUGGAUAAACUGGAGUUUCCAACGUCUGCUAAGAUCCUCUCCGCCCAGUUUUGGCCUCCGUUCAAGGAGGAGACCUUGGAGUUGCCGCCAUUCGUCAAGGAACAUCUGGACCUGUUCACCAAAGCUUUUGAGACUUUGAAAGGCAACCGGACUCUCUCGUGGAAGCACCACCUGGGCUCGGUGAACCUGGAGAUUGCGCUCAAGGACAGGAAGCUGUCCAUGAGCGUGACGCCCGUCCAAGCCACCAUCAUCUGGCACUUCCAGGACAAGAACCAGUGGACGAUCGAGGAGCUGAGCCAGGUCAUGCACGUGCCCUCCACCAUGCUCAGGAGGAAGAUCGCCUUCUGGCAGUCCCAGGGGCUGCUGCGGGAGGUGUGCACGGACUCGUUCCUGCUGGUGGAGGACAACCCCACCAGGUCGCGCUGCCUGGUGCCCAGCGACGUGGCUUGCGAGGACGACGAGGCGGAGAGCGCCAUGGCGUCGGCCCACGACCAGCGCGAGGAGGAGCUGCAGGUGUUCUGGUCGUACAUCGUGGGCAUGCUGACGAACCUGGAUUCGAUGCCGCUGGACCGCAUCCACCAGAUGCUGAAGAUGUUUGCGUCGCAGGGCCCGGCGGCCGUGGAGUGCAGCGUGCAGGAGCUGAGACACUUCCUGGACCGCAAGGUGCGCGAGCACCAGCUGCUGUACAGCGGCGGCCUCUACCGCCUGCCCAAGUCCUGAGCUCCGCAUCCGUCGGCGACUCUGCCCAAGUCCUGAGCCCUGGAGUCCACACAUCCAUCGGCAACUCUACCCAAGUCCUGAGCCCUGAAGUCCACACAUCCAUCGGCAACUCUACCCAAGUCCUGAGCCCUGGAGUCCACACAUCCAUCGGCAACUCUACCCAAGUCCUGAGCCCUGAAGUCCACACAUCCAUCGGCAACUCUACCCAAGUCCUGAGCCCUGGAGUCCACACAUCCAUCGGCAACUCUACCCAAGUCCUGAGCCCUGAAGUCCACACAUCCAUCGGCAACUCUACCCAAGUCCUGAGCCCUGAAGUCCACACAUCCAUCGGUAACUCUGCCCAAGUCCUGAGCCCUGAAGUCCACACAUCCAUCGGUAACUCUGCCCAAGUCCUGAGCCUUGAAGUCCACACAUCGAUCUGUAACUCUCCGUGGUUUCAUUUACCUGCACGUGGGUCACACAUCUGUAUGCCGAUAUUUGGUUUAGUAACACGUACUGUGACCAUUGCACAAUUUUUUUUUUCAUCGUGUGGUUGAUUAUGUUCGUAACUUACUAGCCAUGUUGUUUCUCAAUAAAUAUGUAUGUAAUAAAUAUGUUGUAAGUA
This is a messenger RNA of Bacillus rossius redtenbacheri, 3095 nucleotides long. It is a transcript of the gene morula, whose product is annotated as anaphase-promoting complex subunit 2. NCBI's taxonomy places the organism in Eukaryota, Metazoa, Arthropoda, Insecta, Phasmatodea, Bacillidae. Gene Ontology annotation, biological process: protein K11-linked ubiquitination; metaphase/anaphase transition of mitotic cell cycle; ubiquitin-dependent protein catabolic process. Gene Ontology annotation, cellular component: anaphase-promoting complex. The record is from RefSeq and is a predicted model, not a curated record. Gene Ontology annotation, molecular function: ubiquitin protein ligase binding. Bases 170 to 2491 code for a protein of 773 amino acids. The transcript has 14 exons.